This is a messenger RNA of Plutella xylostella (diamondback moth), 6319 nucleotides long. RefSeq lists its product as uncharacterized. Gene Ontology annotation, molecular function: protein-containing complex binding; intracellularly cyclic nucleotide-activated monoatomic cation channel activity. NCBI's taxonomy places the organism in Eukaryota, Metazoa, Arthropoda, Insecta, Lepidoptera, Plutellidae. The record is from RefSeq and is a predicted model, not a curated record.
GUCCCUGAGCCGAGGCAGUCAGCUGACGUCCGCCCCGCUUGCCGCGGGCCGCCGGGGGCCGGUGGGGGCCAGGCUGCGCGGGCAGUGGCUGUGGGAGGGCCGCUGGAGACCGCUCACCUUGCGCGCUGUACUGGCGCCUGGGCAUGCGGCCUGGCAGACAAUAAUCCUAGUGUCAGUGGUGUACACUUACACGAUGCAACUGCUUAUCCUGAACUACCUGGACAGCGCCCCCUGGUGGCUGAACCUGUCCCUUCUGCUCUGUUCCCUCCUGUACUUCUGUGACCUCGUCCUGCACAUCUUACACAGAAAAUGGCUGCUAGUUCGCAUCAAUAUCCGCACGAAAAGACGAAACUUGCUCACGCUUGUGUUUGAUGCAGUUACCUUGAUGAUGCCUUCGUUUUGGAUUGAUAUUUAUACUCUACAACCCAGUUAUUUGAAAUACUAUGCAAUUGUAAGCAGAUGGCUAGAGGUGCUACGAAUUUACAGAUACGUGGUUCAUUUCUGGAUUUUGAAUGCCGGAAUGCAGUCUCACCGCAAGUUGCUCUACAUGUUCGAGCACGUCUCAAUAACGGCGCUGGUGCUGCACGGCGCCGCGUGUCUCUGGUUCCAGUCGCACCGCACCCUCGGGGAGGCCGGCUGGGGCACGCUCCAGUACCCCAUGCAGGGGCGGAUUGAUAAUGUGGCCUAUGACACAUAUCUGUCCUGCUGGUACUACGCUGCGUCUCGACUUUGCAAUGUGAUUUUCGGUGAUACUUACCCACUUACAAAUAGAGAUAAGUGGGUGACGACGGCGGUGAUGCUGGUGGGGUUCGUGCUGAGUCGCUACACGUUCAUCGGCCUCCUCUCCUCGCAUUUAGUCAACGAAGAGUCCCGGAGGGUCAGGUUUAUUGAUCAGUACCACCACAUGGCUCGCUGCCUGAAGCAGUACGGCGCGCCGCGCUGGCUGGCGGGGCAGGCGCUCCGGUACAAGCGGGAACUCUGGACCAUGAAGCAGGGCGUCGUGGAGUCAGCUCACGUCAGCACCCUGCCGCUUCCGCUGCAGAGGGAGUUGAUCUUUGACAUCAAUAUCAAGCAUUUUCAACGGUCGCUGCUGUUUCGUGAUACUGACGAAGCGUUCCUCCGCCAGCUCUCCCUGCUGUUCCAGCACCAGGUGUACCUAGAAGGCCAGGUGGUGUGGGCGCAGGGCGUGGUGAAGGGCGGGCUGGUGUGCGUGCGGCGAGGGGUCGUCGAACUGCUGUCUGAAGAGGAUGAUGAGAGCCCUAUGAUCGCGUUUGGGGAAGGCACGGUCUUGGGCGAGCUGAGUUUGUUUUACUCAAUACCAGCUAAAGUUACUAUUAAAGCGGCAACUUAUGUGGAAAUACAGCUAUUAAAAAGAACAGACUUUAUGCGUGCCAUGUCGGAGCAACCGGCGUUGUUGCAAGAAAUUCGGAAGAAAAUUAAUCAACGACUAGAAAAUAGUAAAACGCGACAGGAACAGAUAGAAAACUACGAGGAAGGUGACUCGAGGCUGAUUCGAACCCGCUACCGACCCAUGAAGGUUCUCAAGGACUUCCUCACUGGAGUGGAGGAGGAAUACGUAGCUUUCUCUGAUGACUCACACAUGUAUUACAGAGAUGUUCAUAAUGAAAGAAAACCUAAAUUCACAUCUGAAUACCUGGAUCUGUACAAUAUUUCCCACAAUGUGACGACGGUGGACGUUCCCAGGAUAUGUCUCAAAUCUUCGUUUCCCUGGAUCUUGGAGCCUGAUACUUCAUUUACAAUAAUGUUUGACGUGGUCCACGUCGUAAUGAUACUGUAUGUCUGUACAGUACUGCCCUACGCGGUCAUAUUCCGGCCCGGCUUCUUCAUAUGGGAACCGAUGGUUACGACUAUUGCUAAAAUUGGACUAGUAUUGCAGAUUUACAUUCAGCUCACUACAGCUAUUAUUACAAAGAACACCAAACUGGUCACAGUGAAAGAGAUAGCAGAAGCGAAAAUGGCAACCGCAGGUUUCUACCUGGACAUUCUGUCCGUGUUUCCUCUGAGCAUAUUCUGUGAGUUCUUCGACGAGGACCGACAAACAGUCCUCGUGCAGCUGGCUCAGAUCUGCCCCAUGCUGCAGUUCUGGCACGUCUGGGACUAUAUGAACAAGUGGGACCGAAACUUCUAUAGCAAUCUCAAGCUGAUGUGUGUAGUGAAGUACGCGAUUACUUACGUGAUUUUCGCGUAUUGGUCCAGCUGUUUCCUCUUUCUCUUUGCGUGUCCAAGGGACAUAUGCGUAUCGACGAGUUGGAUGUCGCAACUCAUGUACCUGGAGACGAAGGUGCUGGUGAUAUCUCAGGCCAAGCACGAGCACGCGCUGGCCGCCUCCAUGUUCCUCGGGACCUCUGUGCUAACCGGCGCCGGGCAGGCAGACGUCACCCCCGGCAGAUCAGACCUGCCUUGGAUAAUAAUAAUGAUACUUGUGGGACUGUAUUUAAGCUCAUUUUACACGGCUAAGCUUUGCAGCAUUUACAUUCUGUUAAACCAGAGGAAACUCAUGUUUAAGGAGUCCAUGCGGGAACUGUUCUACUUCCUGUCGUCCAAUCAUGUCAGCUCCAAAAUCAAGUCGCGAGUCGAAAAGUUCUUCCGUGCUCAGUGGUACUACAACAGUGCAGUAUCCAAUGAAGAGAUAUUCGGCGACAUGUCGGCUGACAUCCAACAAGAGGUGCUGUAUAUUGAAAUGGUGGAGACUCUGCUUACUUGCCCACUAUUUCAGGGGUGCAGCCGCGACUGGCUGCAGACGGCGGCGGCGCGCGCGCGCUGCGUGCUGCUGCCGGCCGGGGAGCUGCUGCAGCACGCUGCUGACAUCGGGCGAGACAUCUACGUGCUGCAAAAGGGCCAUUGCAAUAUUUUAAACCACACGGGAAAGAUAGUGAGUUCUGCCGGACCGGGCACUAAUUUCGGCGUCAUGGAAAUGCUUUACGGCCUCCCCAAAGUGUACACCGUGGUGACGACCACCGCCUGCUCGCUGCUACACCUCGAGUACAGCGCGCUGGUGCAGUGUCUCAGCAUCUUCCCUGAUGUGAUGGAGCCUAUUGCUGCUGUUAUAGAAGACGUAGAUCUGGAGAGAAUGGCUUCGAAGUUUGUGGAGGCCAAGCCGCUGUCAGGCCGCCUGGAUGCUAAAGUUAACCGGAUCGCUCAAGAAAUAAAGGAGAGUUUCGUGAUAUUAAACAACGCCGACGACCGCUCAGAGUAUGUAGCAGCGUUCAACACUUUGGGAAUUAUGAGAUUUCUCAGGUAUUUGGUAAUACCGGGUUGUAUAACGCCGCAUGGAAUUUUCUUGAAGUUAUGGUGUGGGUUGCGAUUCUUUGUAGCUGUGUAUUACAUUGUUACUGGACCUUACAAUAUAGCUACACAAAAGCACCAGUUCCCUCAAAACCCGUCGACCGACUGGGUGGACAUCGUGCUGUACUGCGACAUGGUUCUAAUGUCGUACGUGGGCUACUACGACGCGCGCUCUCUGCUCAUCACACACCCGCUGCUCACGAUCACUCACUACUUGAAGCACGCCUUCUGGCUGGAUCUAGUCACCGUGUUCCCCGUUGAGGAAGUUUUCAGAUUAGUAAAUUACGAAAGCAGUAUCGACAUUUAUCGAAUAAAUAGGCUACUACAGAUAUUCAGAAUAACCGGGGCAUUCUACUACCUAGAGAGCGACAUCAUGCGAUUGAACCAAGCGAUAGUUUUGUUCAGGUUCCUGCCCAUUGCUGUGACAAUAGUGAACCUGGCCACUGCGCUCGUGUUCAUGGACCAUUGUACGCCGUUCAUGACGCCGAAUAACACCUACAUCAUGGUCACCUGCUGCCGGCAGCUGGUCACUGGAAAGGAAAAUGUUGAGUAUUUUGCGGUUUCCGAGUACAUCAACACUUUCAAUUGGAUUUACUCAAUGUUUUUUGGCUGCGGCUGCACAAUAACGGACAUAUCGUCCCGAGGCGACAUGGUGGUGGUGUCGGGCCUGGUCCUAGUGGGAUGCCUGUACUUCGGCCUCAUGUACGGACACGCGGCGGCCGCGCGCGCCGCCGCCACCGCCGCGCUGCUCACGCAUGUUGAAAAAACAAGAGAUUUAUAUGAUUUUCUGUAUCAAAACAACGUGGAACCGAUGCUAACCGAGAAAACAUUAAAAUACUUUGAAUAUGUAUGGAAGAGGACCAAAGGCAGUAAUCCCCAACAAAUCUGCCGCCAGUUAAACUCUGCUCUCAUGGAAGACACCCUCGUGUCCAUCUACGAGCGAACCCUCCGUGAAGUCCCGCUGUUCGCCGCCGCCGACCGCUCGUUCAUCCGCGUGGUGACGCAGCACCUGCAGGAGAUGUACUUCCUCAAGGGCGAGACGGUCCUGCAGUGCAAGGAUGUGCAGGGAUACGUGUAUAUUAUUUAUCGGGGGAAGGUGGAUGUUUUGUCUUCCUACAAUGAAAUGAUAACUUGCAUGGGGCCAGGUGGAAUGUUCGGCAACUUCACUGGACAAUCAUUAGCAUGCUCAGAAGUGUCGAUAUACGCCAGCAGAAGUCUAGACUUGCUGGUGAUUCCUAGCCAGACUUUCUUCAAUCUGAUCAAGUACUACCCCAAGAUCCAAGCACCGCUGAAGAAAGCUUUCGAAAGGUCUAAGGACUACAUUAUGCCUAUCUCUAUGGAUGUUGAUGACGACGCUUCUUCGGAUAGUGAAGGCACGGCCGACGACGUGGCGGGGGACGCGCAGUCUACGCACGACUCUAGGAGCGGAUCUGUCUCGGACAUGUCUAGAGAACGCAUCAAUGUCGUCUCUAUAUCCAUGCGUAGUUCGCAGUCCAACCUGAGCCAGUCGAGGUCCGGCGCGAGUGUUUCCACGCUGCAGAAUUUCAGCCCGUUCAAUUUACUCAUUCCCGGCUCAUUAAUGUUCCAGUAUUUCGGGUACCUGAUGUGCUUCGUGUCCACCCUGAACUACGUGCUGGUGCUGUACGACCUGGUCUCCCGCCACCAGUGCCUCGCGCUGUAUUGGCUGCACUAUCCCAUAGACGUGCUGUCUUAUCUGCAAGUCUACGUUUCUAUGCACGCGGCGCGAGUCAACAAGCGUGGUGAGCUGAUGCUGGAGCCGCAGCGCUGUCGCCGCGCCUACUUCAGCCAGCGAUGGCAGGCCUGGUCCGACCUGGUGGCCAACCUGCCGCUCGAGCCUAUAUGCUUCGCGUUCACCCCUCCGUCGUCGGUGCUGCACUACACGAGAGCCAACAAACUGCUGAGGAUUAAAUACUUAUUGGAGUUUUACAAGAAAACAUCUAAAGAGUUGACCAACAACCUCACCACUCUAAAUAUAGUGGUGACAGUCUGCGUGGCGACCGCGCUGCUGCACUCGGCGGUGUGCGUGUGGCUGGCGUACAUGCUGGCCACCGCGCCCGCCUGCGUCGUGCGGACCUACCGGCUGCGGCAGCUCGACGACCUUCUCCAAAGACGUUGGGACUACACAACGUCAUUCUACGUGCUGAUAUCUGAGUUUACGUCCGCGGGCGGGGAGGAGUUCUCCCUCAGCGGCCUCGUUCCAUUCCUCAUUCUGGGCAUCUUGCUGAGCUCUGGGAAGGUCCUAGCCGCCAUCACGGUUGCCACCUCCAUGCAACUUACAUAUUCCACCCAAUUUGCCUUGAACAUCUAUGAGAAACGCAGCAAAGAGCUUGUUGACAUGUUGAAGAAUCAGGGGUUGUCGAACUUCCAAUUGAGCAAGUUGUUGGUGUACAUUCGGCAACUGUGGCAGACAGAGCGUGGUCGGCAGUUGCCAGCUCUAAUAAGGCAGACGCCGUACGUCCGUCGCUGCGACCUGAUGGCGGCCAUGUUCGGGCAGCACCUGCGCAACUGCUACAUCUUCGCAGACACCGGGGAGCCCUUCCUCCGGCAACUCACUGUGUUGCUGGACUAUACUAUAUUCUUCCCAGGUAACUACAUAGUGGUGGCGGGUGACUCGGACGCGCGCAUGUUCUGGCUGCACGCCGGCGUAGUGAGCGUAGUGUCCGCGACGGGUGUGACGGAAACAAAACAGGAGCUGCUGCGACCUGGAGACACCUUCGGAGUCAUCCAGGGGCUCAACCGAGGCGUGCCGCACUGCUUCUCGUACAAGGCUGAGACUAAGGUGUCAGUCCUGUCGCUGAGCCUGGACGCGUGGCGGCCGCUGCUGCCGUUCUUCCCCACCGCGCAGAGGAAGAUCAUGGACCGCGCUGAACUGCUGUUUACUGAUCAAAUUCUAUGACUUUUGUCUGUAGUUUUAAACUCGUUAGUAGAUUGCAUAAAGCGUUUUAUACCUAGGAAAAAAUACCAUUUAUACGUAAAAAGUAACUAUAAAUAA